ACGUACACCAAUUGCUCUUUCAAACCAAUUUUUACCAGUUCAUCAGAUCGUAUAGCUUUUCAACGUUCAAAAGACCCAACAACGCCCCCCUCCCUUUCCUCACUCUCUCUCCAACCACAAAACUCAGAGACCUCACCGAGAGAUCCGAUCCGAUCCCGAUCGAACCAUGGAGGCGGCACCAGUGGCGCGCGACGAGAACGUCUACAUGGCCAAGCUGGCGGAGCAAGCCGAGCGCUACGAGGAGAUGGUGGAGUUCAUGGAGAAGGUCUCGGCGGCGGCCUCCACGGAGGAGGAGCUCACGGUGGAGGAGCGAAACCUCCUCUCCGUCGCCUACAAGAACGUAAUCGGCGCACGGAGGGCGUCCUGGCGGAUCAUCUCCUCGAUCGAGCAGAAGGAGGAGAGCCGCGGGAACGAGGACCACGUCGCCACGAUCAAGGAUUACAGAUCCAAGAUCGAGUCCGAGCUCUCCUCGAUCUGCGACGGCAUUCUCAGGCUUCUGGACUCCAGGCUCAUCCCUUCCGCCUCCGCCGGUGACUCCAAGGUGUUUUACCUCAAGAUGAAGGGAGAUUAUCAUCGCUACCUUGCGGAGUUCAAGACCGGUGCGGAUCGCAAGGAUGCCGCCGAGAACACUCUCACUGCCUACAAAUCCGCGCAGGAUAUUGCAAAUGCAGAACUUCCUCCAACACAUCCAAUCCGACUUGGUCUUGCUCUUAACUUCUCUGUCUUUUACUAUGAGAUUUUGAAUUCUCCCGACCGUGCUUGCAGUCUUGCCAAACAGGCGUUUGAUGAAGCAAUUGCUGAAUUGGAUACAUUGGGAGAGGAAUCCUACAAGGAUAGCACCUUGAUUAUGCAGCUUCUUCGAGAUAACCUCACCCUUUGGACCUCUGACAUGCAGGAUGAUGGGGUUGAUGAGAUUAAAGAAGCUUCUAAGCCCGAUGAUGACAAGCAGUAAGGGCGAGAAUCAUUGAAAUGCAUUUUCCCUUCUCCGAUGGUUGUUUUUGCUAGGAGAAGAAGGUGCUUGUUUCUUUCAAAUUUUCUUUCAAGUUUUUAGGUGUUCUUGAUUUUAGUGCUGAAACUUGAAGGUGCUUAAUAUUGAUGUUCUCUUGCUUGUAGUUUUCAGUUUUAUUUGGUUAUGGAUGGCUUAUUUAUCUUAAAGAAGCAGAGCUCAAAGUCUGCAUUUGGCUA
This is a messenger RNA of Diospyros lotus (date-plum), 1185 nucleotides long. Its product is annotated as 14-3-3-like protein. Gene Ontology annotation, biological process: signal transduction. The transcript has 4 exons. Gene Ontology annotation, cellular component: cytoplasm. The record is from RefSeq and is a predicted model, not a curated record. NCBI's taxonomy places the organism in Eukaryota, Viridiplantae, Streptophyta, Magnoliopsida, Ericales, Ebenaceae. Bases 167 to 952 code for a protein of 261 amino acids.